Messenger RNA from Rhopalosiphum padi (bird cherry-oat aphid), 1035 nucleotides. RefSeq lists its product as uncharacterized. The coding region runs from base 1 to 903 and encodes 300 amino acids. NCBI's taxonomy places the organism in Eukaryota, Metazoa, Arthropoda, Insecta, Hemiptera, Aphididae. The record is from RefSeq and is a predicted model, not a curated record. The transcript has 4 exons.
AUGGUCAAAUAUGACUUACAAAUUGAAAUCGUAUCCGUUUUUUUACGCGAAAACACCGUACCGUGCGACGAUGCGGCGUUAUGCACUGUAACGCGCGGAGACAUCCCGCGAGAGAAACAACAUCGACUAUUAGUCAUUAUCAUAGUACGAGACUUGGAAGAGCCGACGAAGAAAACGAAAAACGUCGGGACACUCAACCGCCGACCAUGUUUACCUACAGCUGCUGUGCUGUUCGCUGACUCCGCUUCAGACGCAGUUGGUGCUCAAUGCCGGCCAGGUAAACCAAUUAUAAAAAAUUCUUCUGAAUCGUCAUACACGAGUAACUUCAGUGAUGGAGUAUCGGGGGGUAAGGUAAUAAAAAAGUCUCGGGAUGCGGUCGUUCAGGAUGCUGAGUCAUUGUGGGAUUGCAGAGACCGAAUUUUGUUGAGUGUGCGAAAGAUAAAGACCAAAGAUCAAGUCGAGAAGGAAGUCGAGAAAGAUAAAGUUAAUAAGCAACUUGAAGAAGCACCUAUAAUCGUCGAGGAAUUUCAGACUGACAUCACAACAGCGAACCUAAAGGUUAAUGUUUCAAGUCAGACAAACGAUCAAUCAAUGGGCCUGGUGGUUACGUUUAAGUCAACGACUGAUAAGAGUCAACAGACGAGCACCGAAAAAUGCAUAAAACGCGUUGCAAAAAAGACCAUACUUCCGCCUGUGAUUAAACCUCAGAAUAUUAAAUGGGAUGAAAGUUGUACACCAAUGAAAGAAUAUACCACAUAUAACUCUAUAAUUCACAAGCUGUGUCAACUGAAAACGAGUAAUAUGACAUUUCCAAGACAUGUCGUGAAUAGGAUACUCUCGCCGGUAAGCAAAUUGGUAUAUGUAAUAUACGCGUGGUCUUUAAAUGUCAUAAGACAGCGGUGAAUAAGAAUGUACUUUAUGUUAAUGUCCAUGACUGUAUAGUGUAUACUGUAUACCUAUUAUUGGUGACUUACAUAAUAAAUUUGUAUUCUAUUGUAUAUAAAAAAAUAGUAUUAAAAACAGGUGAUUAUUUAA